AUGUCGGACCCUUUAUCCAUUUCAGGAAGUGCGGCCGGGCUCAUCUCACUGGGUCUCGUGUCCACAAAGAUUCUAUACAAAUUUUACGAAGAUUAUAGGGACCGAAAAGACAACCUAACGAAUAUCGUUGGCAACCUCGAAAAGCUCGAAGCGAUUCUCGAAUUCCUAAAACGUACCACCAAGGAUUCGGACAUCGUUAGUCACGACGAAGAGUCGCGUCGAUUAAUCGAGUCAUGUGUCCAAGACUGCAAGCAGCAUAUGAAAAAGCUUCACGAGGAAUCACAAAAAUUUGGGAGCAAGCCGAAGAACGAUCUACCGGUAGCCCAACCGACGGGAAAGAACUUCGUAGGGCGUCGGCGACGAUUCGGUGGAGCUGUUCAAGUAGUCUUCCGUCCACUGGCGCAGAACAUACUUAUCCAGAGAGAUACCCAUUACACGAGAGGGGUAGUUGACAACAGCGAACUCCGUGAUUGGCUUAAAGCUCCCAACGUCAGCGACAAUUUGAAUUGGGCACUUGAAAGAAGCACAGAUGGCACAGGGGAUUGGUUCGUGGAUAGCGACGAGUUCUCUACUUGGUUUGCCAACCAACACUCGCUCCUAUGGCUCAAGGGCUUUUCAGGGUGUGGUAAAACAUUCCUAUGUUCCACAGCCAUCGAUCACUUGUUACGCCAUCGCGAAUCGAGGCAGAAGAUUGGCGUCGCAUUCUUUUUCUUCACAUUUAAUGAUCAAAGUAAACAGGACGCUUCUGCCAUGCUCCGAGCUCUAGUCUUACAACUAUCGAGCCAACUUGGCAGCUUUCAGCAUAUCAAAAAGUUACACGAUAAAUAUGGCGAUUCCGUCCCAUCGAAUCAGGACCUCGAGACUUGCCUUCACGAAUUGGUGGCCAGUUUUGAUAACGUCUAUAUAAUAUUGGAUGCACUUGAUGAAUGUCCGAAAGAGCGGCAUCGUAGGAUCAUGCUUGAAAGCGUCACCCGCAUCUACGCCCGAUCAGGGGACAGGCUGCAUAUGCUCGUUACGAGCCUCGAAGAAACUGAUAUUUCCGGUGCUCUUGGUGGCAUCAUUGACGUGCAAACUCUCCGAGUAUACAAUUCAACCAAUAGAGAUAUUGCCAAUCACAUCUCCAAAAUGCUCCGCAGGUCAUCAUUGAAGAAGUGGGAGAAUCAUCGUCCACGGAUAGAAUAUGAACUCACCAACCAAUCUAACGGGAGCUUUCGAUUAGUAGCAUGCCAAUUGGAGGAAUUGGAGAAGUCUGCACCAACCUUGGAAGCGUUAGAACGGUUGCUUACAUCACUGCCGAAAGACUUGGACGAAGCAUAUAGACGACUGCUUACGAAAAUAAACGAGCCGGACAGGGAAUACGCUCAGCAAAUGCUGACGUUCCUUUGCUACGCGGAGAUACCAUUGACGGUACCCGAACUCGUAGACGCUAUGGCCGUGAAAUAUGUGACGCCGAUGGUUUUCGACCCCAAGCGAAAGUUGCCGGGUACAUCAGCAUCAAUCCGAGAGCUUUGUCCAGUGCUAGUUGACGCCGAAGAGCGCUGUUUUGGGCCGCCUAUCGCGCGAAUAGCUCACUCUUCUGUCAAGAGGUUUCUUGAAUCCGAACGGAUAAGAGAAUAUGAUGAUGUCAAGGAGUUCGCGCUGAUCAGUAGCUAUGCCCACACUCGGAUAGUUAGAACCUGCUUGGUGUUCCUAGAAACCCCGAGACCCGAAAGCCAUUUGUAUGACAAUCCAAUUACAAGAUAUGCCGUAGUAUAUUGGAAAGACCAUAUGAGAGAGGGAAGGAAAACAUCAGAGCUUCGAGCUCAGAUUUUGCAGCUGCUUCAAAAUGAUACAGCAUUCAAUCAUAUGGCAAAAAGUAAUAUUUUCCGGCACACCUUGUUCGGAGUCGUCACAAAACAUCGUUCUGCGCUCUUUCGCGCUUCGUUCCUUGGCAUUACUCCAAUUGUAGAGGAACUUUUGCGGGAGGUUAGUUCCUUUAAUGAUGAGUAUGGUGCUGCGAUAAAAGCCGCGUCGGUUUCUGGACAUCGAAAUAUUGUUCAAUUAUUGAUCGAAAAGGGUCCAGAAUCCGCAGACAGCAAAGCCCUGGAAAAGAAUCCCAAUUUAGACGUGUCCACUGCGUUCCGAAGGGCGUGCCGUUGGGGCUCUUCGGGAUUGGUCGGAUUCUUCCUUAAAUGCAAGAACGUUGACAUCAAUGCAUAUGGAAAAUGGGAAGGAACUCCUUUGAUGUUAGCAUUGAAUUGCGGGCAUGAUGAUGUUAGCCGACUACUCCUAUUGGAACCGUCAAUCGAUAUAAACUUACGAACUAAAAAUGGGAGGACCGCGUUACAUAUUGCAACAAAAAAGAAUCUGAAAGAAAUGGUUGGAUUACUUCUUACUAAGGCUGCCAAUAUUGAUGCGCGAGAUAAUGAGGGUAAUACCGCGCUUAUGAUGGCUCUUGGUCGGGGCCUCAGCGAAAUGGCUGGGCUACUCAUUAGAAACGGAGCGAAUGCCAGGAUUCGGAAUCGACAUGGAAAACAAGCAUUGCAUGUCGCAGCACAAGCAGGUCUCAUUGAUAUCUUCCAGUUGCUUUUUAAUAAUGUUGUUAAGGUCGAUGAACAUAACUACUAUGAAGUUAUAUUCCUUGAUGCAUGCCGGGGUGGCCGGGAAGAUAUUGUUCGGUUGCUUACAUCUAGAAAUAUCGAUUUCGGAACGAAGACUACGGAGGGCGAGACCGCACUACAUUUAGCAUCCAAAAGCCGGAACAAAUGCUUACUCUCGGUACUACUCAGCAAGGGUAUUGAUAUCAACGCACAGGAUAAUCAUGGCACCACCGCGCUUCAUUUGGCGUCGCAACAUAUAUCGGGAUAUAUUUAUGUGGGUCUCAGUGGACUAGAAAGCCACGAUUCUAAUGAAAGCAUUGUUCGUUUCCUUCUAGAUGAGGGCGCCGAUGCUACUAUCCGGGACGAAGAUGGGAGGACUGCACUGUGGCAUGCCUGUGAUCUUCCGGUCGAGUAUGGGGGCUAUGAUGUUGCCAAACUGUUGCUCGACAGACAGGCCGAUGUCAUCAAUGUGCAAUGCAAUAAUGGCAACACCCCACUCCAUAAAGCCUGCGAAUACUACGGGCAUGUUGUCCGAUUAUUUUUAGAAAGAGGUGCUGAUAUCGAAAUUAAAAAUGGAGAGGGCAAAACAGCAAUUUGGAUCGCUGUUGAAGGUUACUCGAGUGAAGCCGUCUCACUACUUUUAGAGGCGGGCGCUAGUACUGAUAUUCGAGACGAGCGCGGCGGAACGUUACUUCACAUUGCGUGCUCCGGAUGGAACGGGAAAAGACUUCAGCUCUUGUUAGAAAAAGGUAUCGGUAUUGAUAUUCAAGACAGACUAGGCCAAACUGCACUUAUUUUAGCAGCCUUCCAGGGUAGGGAGAAACAUAUUCAGUUACUCUUAGAGAAGGGUGCUGAUGUUAAUAUCCAAGAUUGCUUAGGCAAUACCGCACUUCACAAAGCAUCCAAAGAAGGUUAUGACGCGAUUGUCAGGAUGCUUAUUGUUGAGAAGGGUGCAAAAAUACCACCCAUCGACGUACUCUGA
Molecule: messenger RNA, 3561 nt
Organism: Hypoxylon trugodes
Lineage: Eukaryota; Fungi; Ascomycota; Sordariomycetes; Xylariales; Hypoxylaceae
Product: ankyrin repeat-containing domain protein
Exons: 4
Coding region: 1-3561 (1186 amino acids)
Cellular component (GO): cytoplasm
Molecular function (GO): protein binding
Source: RefSeq, a predicted model, not a curated record